AAGCAAAUUUAGAAAAUGAAUAAACUAAUAAACAAACAAAAAAAUGAUGCAGUCACGCCAUACACCACAAGGGGGAGCGCCUGCCCGCCCACGAAAAACGAAGAAGAAACCCGCCCGUUGGAAAUCGCUGAAGAAGAGCGUUGGUUUUUAAAACUGACGCUGUUUUGGUCGAUCAACGAGCCUGAGGAAAGACGAACCUAUCUACUAAAUCGACUUGAGAUGUACUACUAUCGCUAUGAGAAUUCUGAGGUCAGCUGCUGUUAUAAGUACCUGAUGUUCAGCUACAACAUCAUCUUUUGGCUGGCUGGAGCUGCCUUCAUCGCGGCCGGGUUCUGGGCCUGGAGUGAAAAGGGGGUCUUGUUGGACUUGACCCAGGUGACCCGGCUGCAUGGCUUCGACCCAGUCUGGCUGGUCCUGGUGGUCGGCGGGAUCACAUUUAUCCUAGGCUUUGCUGGCUGCGUGGGAGCCCUGAGAGAGAACAUCUGUCUGCUGAAAUUUUUUUCAGGUGUCAUCGGCUUGAUCUUCUUCCUGGAGCUGACGGCGGCCGUGUUGGCGGUGGUUUUCCAGAGUCAGGUCCGGGAGUGGAUCAACGAUUUCUUCCUGCAGAACAUCAGAUCGUACAGAGAUGACAUCGACCUGCAGAACCUCAUUGACUCUCUGCAGAAAAUGAACCAAUGCUGCGGUGCUAAGGAUCCGAACGACUGGGACGAGAACCUGUACUUCAACUGUAACAUGACAAAUCGUAGCAGAGAGAGCUGCGGUGUCCCGUUCUCUUGCUGCAUCUCCGACCCUACUGACUUAGUGAUAAAUACUCAAUGUGGCUAUGAUGUGAGGAAGAAAAAGGAUGACUGGGCCAAUUAUAUCCACACCAAAGGCUGUAUUACAGCGCUGGAGGACUGGUUACCAAGAAACCUGUACACUGUGGCCAUCGUGUUUGUAGUCAUCUCCCUGUUGCAGAUGGUGGGAAUCUACUUAGCCAAGACGCUGAUCUCAGACAUCCAUAAGGUCAAAUUCAGAUACUAAAGCCUUCAUCUGCAGGAGCCAAAUCCAGAUCUGGAGCUGGGUUUUGCACCCAGAUGUGCCUUCUUUUUCUCUCUGUGAAAUGGGCGUUUCCAUUCUGACUGAAGGGCAGCGAUGUUUGCUGCUCAGACUGAGUAAUGUUUUUUUGUUCUGAAGGAGCUCUGCCUUGUGUUGUUUUUCGAUUGUUCUUGUUUUGAUGCCACUGAUCUCUGCACCAGGCCACCUUCACCUCUCUCUGCCUUAACUUCUUCUCCAUCAGUUCAGGUGCCUUUUAUGCGCUUUCAGCCCCCAGACUGUUAAACACGUGGAACCCACUGGGCAACCACCAUCGGGUCAGUUUAGAUGGUCUUCUCAGGUCACAUCUUUGUCACAUGACAGAGAUUUAUGUCCAGUAACCAACCCCUAGUAAACUGCCUUUGUGAACCGCUCGAUCAUCCAGCCAAGAACCACUGGAAAACACCUGAAACUGUUGGCAUUUCCUAUUAUGUGAAGGAGAUGUCAUUUUCAGUGUGAGCACCUUACUUGUGCCAGGAUGGACUGGUACCAGUUCCAGGUCACGUGAUCUCCAUGAAUGAAGUGCAGUUGGAAUUAAUAAAUUUUUUUUCUUCGACACAACAAUUUUUGUAAUGUAAAAUGUUUAUAUCUGAAUGACUUUUAUAGUGAAGGGGGUGUUUUGUAUAAAAUAAAUUUUAUCUUUUUGUAUUCAAUGUUAUUAAAAAUGAAUUUUCAUUGA
Oryzias latipes (Japanese medaka) is the source of this 1753-nucleotide messenger RNA. It is a transcript of the gene tspan14, whose product is annotated as tetraspanin 14. Gene Ontology annotation, cellular component: plasma membrane. The record is from RefSeq and is a predicted model, not a curated record. Lineage: Eukaryota; Metazoa; Chordata; Actinopteri; Beloniformes; Adrianichthyidae.